GACGCUGCCGUGAAGCAGAUCUUGCUCACUAUGAAUGAACAGCAGAGUUUCAUCAUCGAAGAUUUGGACGACAAUCAUCUUGUUAUAAAAGCAGAUGAAGAAUUUCGUGUUCGGCGGCAACUCGAGACUGAGUUGGAAAAGAAUACAUAUAGUAUGGAGUAA
Messenger RNA from Lentinula edodes (shiitake mushroom), 162 nucleotides. RefSeq lists its product as uncharacterized. The annotation marks the transcript as partial. Gene Ontology annotation, biological process: nucleotide-excision repair; transcription initiation at RNA polymerase II promoter; transcription by RNA polymerase II. Gene Ontology annotation, cellular component: transcription factor TFIIH holo complex; transcription factor TFIIH core complex. The record is from RefSeq and is a predicted model, not a curated record. The transcript has 2 exons. NCBI's taxonomy places the organism in Eukaryota, Fungi, Basidiomycota, Agaricomycetes, Agaricales, Omphalotaceae.